CCCGCCGCCCCGCGCGGCGACUCCGCCGGCGCCCGCCCCGCCCCGCCCCGCGCGCUCGCGGCCCCCCGGGGCGGCCGCCGGGAGAGAUGCUGCAAGAAACUUCUUAAAUGACCGCGUCCGGCUGGCCGUGGAGCGUUUCUGGGUUGGGGAGAGGAAAGGAAAGUGGAAAAAAACUGAGAACUUCCUGAUCUCUCUCGCUGUGAGACAUGUCUGAGACUCCUGCUCAGUGUAGCAUUAAGGUAACCUUCACGGCAACAUCUAGACUGGUAUUUGACCACAUAUCUGGCUUCCAUGGCCUGGCCACGUCGACACGUAAAAUUCACCCUCACACCAGCUCUCAGGGCUUUUAUGAGGAUCAACUAUUCGAUUAGGAGCCUGCUGAAACCAAUUAACCAAUUAAGUAAUAAUUCCGUAAGACUUUAUGGACUACCUACUACAUGCAUGGCUUGACAUGGCGCAGGAGGCUAAGAACCAAAGAUGGAAAAGACACAGCUUCCAGUCCAGCAAUAGAGACAGGCCUUGAGCAGGAACGUAUUUCAUAUACACCCCCCGAGAGCCCGGUGCCCAGUUACGCUUCCUCGACGCCGCUUCAUGUGCCAGUGCCCCGAGCGCUCAGGAUGGAGGAAGACUCGAUCCGCCUGCCCGCGCAUCUGCGCUUGCAGCCAAUGUACUGGAGCAGAGAUGACGUAGCCCAGUGGCUCAAGUGGGCUGAAAAUGAGUUUUCUCUGAGGCCAAUUGACAGUAACACAUUUGAGAUGAAUGGCAAAGCUCUCCUGCUCCUGACCAAAGAGGACUUUCGCUACCGGUCUCCUCAUUCAGGUGAUGUGCUCUAUGAACUCCUUCAGCAUAUUCUGAAGCAGAGAAAACCUCGGAUUCUUUUCUCACCGUUCUUCCACCCCGGAAACUCCAUACACACACAGCCGGAAGUCAUCCUGCACCAGAACCACGAAGAAGAUAACUGUGUCCAGAGGACCCCGAGGCCGUCCGUGGAGAAUGUACACCACAACCCUCCCACCAUUGAACUGUUGCACCGUUCCAGGUCACCUAUCACGACGAACCACCGGCCUUCUCCCGACCCCGAGCAGCGGCCCCUCCGGUCCCCCCUGGACAACAUGAUCCGCCGCCUCUCCCCGGCCGAGAGGGCCCAGGGGCCGAGGCUCCACCAGGAGAACAACCACCAGGAGUCCUACCCCCUGUCAGUGUCUCCCAUGGAGAAUAAUCACUGCCCGCCGUCCUCUGAGCCCCACCAGAAGCCCUCCAGCCCCCGGCAGGAGAGCACGCGGGUGAUCCAGCUGAUGCCCAGUCCCAUCAUGCACCCUCUGAUCCUGAACCCCCGGCACUCCGUGGAUUUCAAGCAGUCCCGGCUCUCCGAGGACGGGCUGCACCGGGAAGGGAAACCCAUCAACCUCUCCCAUCGGGAAGACCUGGCGUACAUGAACCACAUCAUGGUCUCCGUCUCCCCGCCCGAGGAGCACGCCAUGCCCAUCGGGAGGAUAGCAGACUGUAGACUGCUUUGGGAUUACGUCUAUCAGUUGCUUUCUGACAGCCGGUACGAAAACUUCAUCCGAUGGGAGGACAAAGAAUCCAAAAUAUUCCGGAUAGUGGAUCCCAAUGGACUGGCUCGACUGUGGGGAAACCAUAAGAACAGAACAAACAUGACCUAUGAGAAAAUGUCCAGAGCCCUGCGCCACUACUACAAACUAAACAUUAUCAGGAAGGAGCCAGGACAAAGGCUUUUGUUCAGGUUUAUGAAAACCCCGGAUGAAAUCAUGAGUGGCCGAACAGACCGUCUGGAGCACCUUGAGUCCCAGGAGCUGGAUGAACAAAUAUACCAAGAAGAUGAGUGUUGAAGGGACCAGUCCCCGGUCCAGCGGGCCCAUAGCCAAGGGCGCCCUGCCCUUCAGCAUGGCUGGGGCGUGAUGGAGCGGAAGGGAAGAGACCCGGACAUGGCAGUGACACUUCUCUUGCCCCACGUGAGGGACCCCGGAGCACCUUAGACAAACCACUCGGCAAAGGCGGCGCUGGAAUUCUGGCUGAGGGCACCAGCCUGGGACUCAAGUUCAUGGUUCCUUCUCGUUUGGAAUCUCCAUCUGUAAUUCCUCCCCCUUCCCCUCCUCCACCUAUUGUUAGUUUCACGGUGUUUUUGUUUUUCUUUUUUAAGUCCAUGCAGUUUGACUUUUCAUCAUUCAUAUAGGGGAAGACAUCCGAGGUUGUUUUCCUAUGGAAAUAUAUAUCUAUUAUAUAUAUAUAUAUUUUUUUUUUUUUUUUUUUCUUGCAAAUCUCACAAAGUGCAGAAGCCCAGCUGGUCAGGAGAGAGAGCACUUGCAAAAGGGUUCAGGUUCCUCUUGAUCCUGCCACGUGGAUCAGGUUUGUUCCUGUGGGUCUCGGCUGGAA
Molecule: messenger RNA, 2394 nt
Organism: Hippopotamus amphibius kiboko
Lineage: Eukaryota; Metazoa; Chordata; Mammalia; Artiodactyla; Hippopotamidae
Gene: ETV6
Product: ETS variant transcription factor 6
Exons: 10
Coding region: 438-1850 (470 amino acids)
Biological process (GO): cell differentiation; regulation of transcription by RNA polymerase II
Cellular component (GO): nucleus
Molecular function (GO): sequence-specific DNA binding; DNA-binding transcription factor activity, RNA polymerase II-specific
Source: RefSeq, a predicted model, not a curated record